Messenger RNA from Melitaea cinxia (Glanville fritillary), 408 nucleotides. RefSeq lists its product as uncharacterized. The record is from RefSeq and is a predicted model, not a curated record. Bases 1 to 408 code for a protein of 135 amino acids. The transcript is spliced from 3 exons. Lineage: Eukaryota; Metazoa; Arthropoda; Insecta; Lepidoptera; Nymphalidae.
AUGAAAGUGCGAGAAGAACAUGCAAUGCGAGAACAGGUAUGGAUGAGCAGUUUAAGCACAGACUCCGAUCCCAUGUCGGAGGUCUUCGAGAGAUUGGUCUAUAAAUCAUUUUUCAAGGACUUGGUACGGCACAUUGGUUGGCACCAGCAUGGUUUUAUAUCUGGUAGAUCUACAGUCACAAAUUUAUUCUUGUACGUAACCAACCUUAUUGAGAAUAUUGAUAAUAAAUUGCAAGUUGAUGCUAUAUACACAGACUUCUCCAAGGCCUUUGACAGGGUGAUCAGCCGCCAGGUGGCCGCUGAGUCAGACAAUUCAGUCAAUAGACUUAACAGAAGGAACAUAGAGGACAAUAGAGAUGCUAUUGAGGCUACAAACAGUAAUAUCAGAAAAUUAAUUUGCCAAAUAUAA